This is a messenger RNA of Sinocyclocheilus anshuiensis, 741 nucleotides long. RefSeq names its product rho GTPase-activating protein 35-like. The record is from RefSeq and is a predicted model, not a curated record. The annotation marks the transcript as partial. Lineage: Eukaryota; Metazoa; Chordata; Actinopteri; Cypriniformes; Cyprinidae. Gene Ontology annotation, biological process: regulation of cell size; regulation of axonogenesis; Rho protein signal transduction. The transcript has a single exon. Gene Ontology annotation, cellular component: cytosol. Gene Ontology annotation, molecular function: GTPase activator activity.
AUGCAGACAUCCCCUGAAUACAAAGAGUAUGUCUUCCUCGAGGGUACUUCCAAGGCCAAGAAACUAUUCCAGCAGCAUGUGCAUAGGCUCAAGCAAGAGCAUAUAGAAAAGCGGCGUAAAAUCUAUCUCAGCACACUCCCACAGGCUCUCAAUUCCUUGGUUCCAGACCUGGAUGAGAUUGAUCACCUGAGCUGGUCAGGAGUACAGAAAGUUCUCGAGACUAAGCGGGAAUUCUCCCACUGGUUUGUAGUGCUGGACGACACACCUUGGGAAACUACACCACACAUUGACAACAUGGAGGAUGAACGCAUUCCCCAGGACCUUUUGGAAACCCCUGCAGCAGAGCAAAUCUAUGAGGCUCACUUAGAACACCUGCGCAAUGAGCGAAAGCGGGCAGAAAUGCGAUGGGAGUUCAAAGAGAAACUUGCGUCUUCGCCGUUUGUUACACCUGGCAAACCCUGGGAGGAAGCUCGUAGCUUCAUCAUGAAUGAGGAGUUCUAUCAGUGGCUGGAGGAGCCUGAGUACCUUGAUAUCUAUAACAAACACCAGAAGAUUAUUAUUGACCAAGCCAAGGAGGACUUCCAAGAACUUUUACUGGAGUACUCCGAGUUGUUCUAUGAGCUUGAAGUUGAUGCUAAGCCCAGUAAAGAAAAAAUGGGUGCCAUCCAGGAGGUUCUUGGAGAGGAGCAGAGGUUCAAGGCCCUGCAAAAGCUUCAAGCUGAGAGAGAUGCCCUAGUGCUC